Ostertagia ostertagi is the source of this 639-nucleotide messenger RNA. Lineage: Eukaryota; Metazoa; Nematoda; Chromadorea; Rhabditida; Trichostrongylidae. The record is from the annotation of a GenBank genome assembly.
GUUUACAAGUGCAUAUUUUUCACAAAGCAUUAUUUAGUACAAGUAUCGUCAAUACUGAUUGUAAAUAUUGAUCUCGAAAUCUGUUUGAUACAUUUCUUUCAGGAAGUUCUGCAACUACUUAACUCCACCUCAAUUCACAUCUUGCCUUCGAUGAACCCUGAUGGUUUCGAACGUGCCCUCAAUACGGAACCAUCAGAACGCGAGUGGCUAACAGGAAGAACGAAUGCCAACGGUGUCGACCUCAACAGAGACUUCCCUGAUCUUGACAGUAUCUUCUACGAGCUGGAGAAGAUGAAGCGCCAAACCCGAAACAGUAGCUUGAUCGGCCGAUGGAGUCUGUGCUGCAUUUGGUUCUGUCGCGAAAUCCUUCACGAAGGCGAUCUGGUCGCUAAUUAUCCAUUCGAUGCCACCAUCAAGAACGGUGUCAGCGAAUACUCAGCAUCUCCAGAUGACGGCACAUUCAGAUGGCUCGCCCAGACUUACGCCAAGAAUCACGCUCACAUGGGCAAGAACGAUCAUCCACCAUGCGAUGGCACCAGCAAGGACGCGUUCGCCAGACAAGGAGGAAUCACAAACGGUGCCCAGUGGUACUCUGUCUCGGGAGGUAAUGCAGGAUUUCAACUAUCUAGCCACCAAUGA